This is a messenger RNA of Schizosaccharomyces japonicus yFS275, 1641 nucleotides long. RefSeq lists its product as hypothetical. Gene Ontology annotation, molecular function: zinc ion binding; DNA-binding transcription factor activity, RNA polymerase II-specific; DNA binding. Gene Ontology annotation, biological process: DNA-templated transcription; regulation of transcription by RNA polymerase II; regulation of DNA-templated transcription. The record is from RefSeq and is a predicted model, not a curated record. The coding region runs from base 1 to 1641 and encodes 546 amino acids. The transcript has a single exon. Gene Ontology annotation, cellular component: nucleus. Lineage: Eukaryota; Fungi; Ascomycota; Schizosaccharomycetes; Schizosaccharomycetales; Schizosaccharomycetaceae.
AUGCCUGCUUUGAGGAAAAAAGUGCGACGUCGACGUAAAAAAAUAUCAUGUCUUAAUUGUCGGCAAAAAAAGCUAAAGUGUGAUAAAUGUCUUCCGUGUUCACGAUGUAAGGAAAGAGAACUUGAGGCAAGUUGUGUUUAUGAGAAUAAUUACGAGGCACCCUACUCGAAAGAUGAUGUUUCAUUCAUGUGGAAUGCAAACCAGCAUAUUAAUGAUGGUUUUAAUUCAAACGACGAUGAGAAGUUUCAUUUUUAUCGUCCACUUGUCUUGUUCAAUAUGAUCCAGAAAUGCGCUCGUGCGAGAGGUAUUCCUGUUGAGACACUUUUUUCGUCGAUUACCAUUUCUGGUAUAGAAGAUGCAGCAUCUUACCUUAAAGUUCUUCCCCCGUUACACAUAGCGGACUUGAUGGUGGAUCUGUACAUUGAGCGAUUUGACUCUGUUUUCCCAAUUAUUGAAAGAGACAGUGUUAAAGACACUGUACGUUGCUUGUAUAAUAGUCCCCCUAUAUUUCCUGUCGUAGGGCGGCUGGAGCUUUUAUUCGUAGUACUAUGGGCCUCACUUAAAGUUGAAAAGCUCCCGUCUUCGUUACUAGAGUACCUUGAGCAGACGGGUGAUUCAGUUACAGGUUUAGCUGAACGUUUCAGGCAAAAAAUUGACAUUCUGGAUAAUCUUCGGACCAAUUUGCGUCAUUUGGCUGAUAUUAAUUUUUUUGAAACACUUUCAGUUCAAGCGUAUUUAUCGUUCCUCUUUAAUUCACCCCAUGAUGUGAAUAAAAAGCUUUGUACUGCUAUUUAUUAUGGAAGGUCGAUAACAGCUCAUCAGAAAAUUGAAGAUGAUAUUAAUUUGAUGAAAAAAUAUAACAAACUAUGGUUUGUCGUAACCCAAAUCGAUGCCAUGUCAUCCAUUUUCUUUAAUUUCCCUCCGUGGAUCCAGUUUGAGGUGGAUGGUAGUUUCAUACGUAAUAGAGAGGACACAAGCGAUGAGAACGAGUACUAUUCACAAAAGCUCUUUGGUCAAAUACUAAAAGUAGGUCUUCAAAUGUGGAAAGACCAGCAUCUUUCUUCUGUCAAAAACUUCACUAAAAAGCUAGAGGAUUACAACGUUCUACUCUCACAACUAAGUCUUCAAGUAAUGAACUGCUUAGACAUGGCAGGGGAUGCAGCUGAAACAUUUCGAUUUAACUUAUUUAAGGCUCUGUUAUUGAAGAUCAGGACAACUUUAUACUUGUAUUACCCAUAUGCUGAUUCGGUGGAAUCAGGUUGUUAUGACAGUCAAAUAAAAGUGUUGGGUAGUCUAUGUUUGAAAAAGACUGCACAUCUCAUUUCAAUGUUCAAUGAAUCAAAAUCCUUUGGCUGGAGAAAAAUCUUGACCAUCUUUUCAUUGGAAGGACUUGCUUAUAUACCAUUUUGUGCAUUGCGCAAUAUUCAUUAUGGAACGGAACCGCUUGACUAUGCGGCAUUUUUGUUGGACGACAGCUAUAUACGUACUGAUCCCAAGAGGUGUGAAGUUCUUAAAUCUUUUCAACGUUUCAUACUACUAUUCUCGGAAAUAAAAGAGGACGACAAUUCAAAGAAAGCACUUAUUCCAUUAACUGCUGAUCCGUUGUUUGCAUGGAAUUUUUUGGAUUCUUGGUUGUUAUGA